Cyphomyrmex costatus is the source of this 2174-nucleotide messenger RNA. Its product is annotated as daughter of sevenless. The record is from RefSeq and is a predicted model, not a curated record. Gene Ontology annotation, biological process: signal transduction. Gene Ontology annotation, molecular function: signaling adaptor activity. Lineage: Eukaryota; Metazoa; Arthropoda; Insecta; Hymenoptera; Formicidae. Gene Ontology annotation, cellular component: cytoplasm. The coding region runs from base 32 to 1849 and encodes 605 amino acids. The transcript is spliced from 7 exons.
CAUCGACUAUCUCUCCCGGGUGGAGAAAGAGAUGGAGGUGCUCAAGACGUCCCAGGAAAUCGUCCAUGAAGGAUGGCUCAUCAAAUCGCCGCCCACCAAGCUCUGGAGAGCGAGAUGGAGAAAACGAUGGUUUGCCCUUCGUCAUAGUGGAGAGCUGCCUGGUCAAUACUUUUUAGAAUAUUAUACAGAUAGACGCUGCCGUAAGCUCAAAGGUCGUAUUGAUCUGGAUCAGUGUGAACAGGUUGAUGCAGGUCUUCGUUUUGAAAAUCGUAAACAGAAGUAUCAGUAUAUGUUUAAUGUAAAAACACCGAAGAGGAUCUAUUAUUUAGUUGCUGAGAACGAAGCGGACAUGAAUAAAUGGGUAGAUGCUGUGUGCCAAGUUUGCGGUUUGAAGGCCUACACUCAGGACGAGGAACAACAAAUGUUCCAAUACGAGUCUCAAGAAUCCCCACCUACUUCGCCCACUAGCACGAUCUCUGGUCCUUACAUUCCUAUUAGCGAGUGCAUUUCCGGUCGUCGGCUCAAUGAUACCAGUUCCCUGAGUUCGGCUCUUGGACAGGGACCCGAACAUUACGACGCGCCGAGAAGAUUGGCACCCUCGCCACCGCGAUCACCCACGACAACGGAUGCCGAGAGCGUUUUUACCGACGAUGAAUGGACAACGUGUGUGCCGAGUGCGAAUUGGGACACGCUUCCUUCAACGGGUGAUUCGCGACAACCUCAUGGUCCGGCUGAUCAUGAGAUUGGCUCGUGGAGUGUAAAGAAACGCUUCGGCAAGCUCAGGAUUGUCGAUUCUGCAAUACCACCAGCCGUGGAGAAAUUGCCAGCACCGCCCAGACCACCGAAACCGCCUCAUAUGUUACCUGAAAAUCCUGGUCACAACUACCUGAAUCUAGAUGGUGCUACCGAAAGCUCGAAACCGAGCACUCCGGCGACGCCGGCGCCGACGACGCCUGCUGCCGCUAUAACAACGACAACGGGUGCCGUGACCGAUGAGUCAUAUGAUUUUCCUAGAUCUCAUCAACCACAAGCGGCACAAACAACCGUCGAGAGUAAUACGGCAGCGAUCGAACAGUCGUCGAAACAUUUCUACUCAAACGCUGCACCGAGUACCAUCAAUGACGAGACGCAGAAUGUGUUCCGCUAUGAUUUCCAUGACGUCGAGCCGUCAAGUCCGCGCUCUGAAAACUCGACCACGACAUACUCGAAUUUAUCGAGUCCUGUCGUACGAGAUGCUUGUUCGAGCGGUGUACCAACUACCAUGGCGCCACCUCCGCCUAUGGUGUACAGAGAGUUAAAGCCGGGCAGGAAAACUAGUGACUCAAUGUCUAUCGUAAGCAAUGAACCAUCACCGGGUCCGACAAUAGCACCAUAUGAUGUGAGUUCCGCUGAACAUUCUCCAGCCGAACCGCCGACCAUCAACAGGAAGUUGAAGCCAUCAUUGAAUAAAUCACCAGUGGAAGCACCUCAUCUACAAUUAGCGUCUCCACCUGGAAGAGGAAGGAUACGGGCGGCACCCAGUCCGACACCUCCGUCGCAUGUGCAUUCGAUACGUCAUCAAUCGACGUCAGAUGAAGACAGUAACACAUUCGAGGAUAGAGAAGAGAUAUACUAUUAUCAAGAUCAUAACACAUUCAUUCCGGCGUCUAAUCGCUUAGUAGUGCUGCAGUAUCUGGAUCUCGACUUAGAAACGACAGAGAGCUUUAAUUCCUCAACAUUACCUCCCGCGCAGCCCCUCCCAAAUACGACUGUGUACAAAACCGUGGAUUUCGUGAAGACGGAAGCUUUUAAUCGUACUCGGCAGCGAGUGGAGGAGGAGAGAAAACUGUGCACGGAUGAGUUAACGUAGGGAGUGAACUUGUAUUAUACGAACCAUAGAUAGAUCAUAUGAAUGUUAAAUAGUUUAAGUAAUGUGUGUGGACUUUUUGUUAUGUUAUAUAGACGAAAGAAAGGAUUUUGUUCUAUUUUAAGCACAUUAGAAUAGUACUGCGUGAGAAAUACAGACGAACUUGAUCGUGGUAUCGACGCAGUACUCACAGAAAAACAGCGUUCACCGCUUUACGAAGUAUAUCGUUUUAUUCUUUACGUAGCGGCGGUUAGCUUCACAAAUUGGCUAUGCAAUUAGAAGAGGGAAUCGGAUUGAAGUAUUGUACAGAGCAAUGUAAAACGGACCA